This is a messenger RNA of Delphinapterus leucas (beluga whale), 6158 nucleotides long. RefSeq names its product phosphatase and actin regulator 4. Gene Ontology annotation, biological process: cell motility; stress fiber assembly. Gene Ontology annotation, molecular function: actin binding. NCBI's taxonomy places the organism in Eukaryota, Metazoa, Chordata, Mammalia, Artiodactyla, Monodontidae. The record is from RefSeq and is a predicted model, not a curated record.
UUGCCACCUUGGAGGGGUCUGGGUGCGAGCCGGGGACGCCAGGAGGAGUCUGCCAACUUGUUCUGGGAUCUGAACGAGGCUGGAGAAACCUUCUGUGGAGGGGUUUUAAGGUUAGGAAAGGGAUAAGCUGGACCCUUCCCGCCUGGAUGGGUGGCCCCCCGGUCCUUGGUGACUUAAAUUGAUCCCCAACUCCUGUCUGCGCUCUUCCCUUCCCCAGUUCCAUCCCAUGGAGGAGUUGCUCUCCUGUCGAGGAAUUGGCAUGGGCUGGCCCGGGGCUGGGAAGGAAGGAGAAGGGGCUACCUGGCACGGAGAGGCUGUCUGAGCGUGUGUAGCAUGUGUAUUUCAGAGCCUGACACUUGAGAAGACUGUUGCUCAGGCUAAGAAAACAUAGUUUUUGGGGAGCCAGAGAGCAGAGGCAACGGCGGAUGCCUGUGUGAGCGGAGAGCUUUGGGAAAUCUGUGAGCUGAGGAAGUGGAGAGGCUGGCGGCAAUGCGAUCUGACUCCCUUGUCCCGGGUACCCACACCCCACCCAUCCGGAGGAGGAGUAAGUUUGCCAACCUGGGAAGGAUUUUCAAGCCUUGGAAAUGGAGGAAGAAGAAGAGUGAAAAGUUCAAACACACGUCUGCAGCCCUGGAAAGGAAAAUAUCGAUGAGGCAAAGCAGAGAGGAGCUAAUAAAACGAGGGGUCUUGAAGGAAAUCUAUGAUAAAGACGGGGAGCUCUCCAUAUCGAAUGAAGAUGACUCCCUGGAAAACGGGCAGUCCCUGAGCUCCAGCCAGCUAUCGCUGCCUGCCCUGUCCGAGAUGGAGCCAGUCCCGAUGCCCAGGGAUCCCUGCUCAUACGAGGUGCUCCAGCCUUCCGACAUCAUGGAUGGGACAGUGUCUGAAGAGAGUCCCUCUGCCAGUGAGUCUGGAGUCCUGCCCCAAGAUCCUUCAGCCAAAUCCGUCCUGCUCCUGCCCCCCAAAAAACCUGCUGCUUUCCCUGGAGACCAUGCGGAGACCCCAGUGAAGCAGCUCUCUCUCCUCAAGCAGCCCCCUGCCCUGCCUCCCAAACCCACUGCCAGGAUUGCCAACCACUUAACAGAUCCUGGCGCCCCUGUGAAAUUGCCUUGUCUGCCGGUGAAGCUGUCGCCUCCGCUACCUCCAAAGAAAGUCAUGAUCUGUAUGCCCAUGGGGGGGCCAGACCUCUCCCUGGCAUCCUACGCGGCCCAGAAGAGCGGCCAGCAGGGCGGGGCCCAGCACCACCACACCGUCCUGCCCUCCCAGAUCCAGCACCAGCUGCAGUACGGCAGCCUCAGCCAGCACCUCCCCGCCACCACCGGCUCCCUCCCCAUGCACCCCUCGGGCUGCAGGAUGAUAGAUGAGCUGAACAAAACGCUGGCCAUGACCAUGCAGAGGCUGGAAAGCUCUGAGCAGCGGGUACCCUGUUCUACUUCUUACCACAGCUCUGGUUUGCACUCGGGUGACAGUGUCACAAAAGCAGGACCUCUGGGCCUUCCAGAAAUAAGACAAGUGCCAACUGUUGUGAUUGAAUGUGAUGACAAUAAAGAAAAUGUGCCUCAUGAAUCAGACUACGAAGACUCUUCUUGCCUGUACACAAGAGAAGGGGAAGAGGACGAGGACGACGACAGCUCGCUGUAUACCAGCUCCCUGGCCAUGAAGGUGUGCAGGAAGGACUCCUUAGCCAUCAAACUCAGCAACAGGCCCUCCAAGCGAGAGCUGGAAGAAAAGAACAUCCUUCCGAGGCAGACGGACGAGGAACGGCUGGAGCUGAGGCAGCAGAUUGGCACCAAGCUCACCAGGCGACUGAGCCAGAGGCCGACUGCAGAGGAGUUGGAGCAGAGGAACAUUUUGAAACCUCGGAAUGAACAAGAGGAACAAGAGGAGAAACGAGAGAUCAAGAGGAGAUUAACUCGGAAGCUCAGCCAGAGGCCCACAGUGGAAGAGCUGAGAGAGCGGAAGAUCCUCAUCCGCUUCAGCGAUUACGUGGAGGUGGCCGAUGCUCAGGACUAUGACCGCAGGGCCGACAAGCCCUGGACCCGCCUCACCGCUGCCGACAAAGCUGCCAUUCGGAAGGAGCUCAAUGAAUUUAAAAGCACUGAAAUGGAAGUUCACGAAUUGAGUAGACAUUUAACAAGGUUAGUAUCAAGUGGGGUUUUUUUCCCCUCAAAUUAUAACAUUUACCCACAAACUGAACUAUCCCUAGCUGCUUCUGGAGGACAAGUGGUGUGGUGGGUGCAGUGAGGGGAGAAGAUAGAAAGAGCUACAUGGGGAUCCACAGGUUCCACUGUGGUUUCUGAAAGUAAGGGAAGGAGCAUGAAAGGCCCAGGCUGAACGCAACCUUCUCAAAGCCUAGUUUUUUAACUCAUUCAAACCGAAGAUCUGCUAAAUGCCAGACCACCAACAUGGUGGGUAUUUAUGAGAACAUAAGCUGAGGAGAAAAGAUCACUUGCCAACGGAGACCAAACUAGGAUAAAGUACCGAAUCCUCAUGGGACUUCGGAAGUGGGAUCAUGCCUGAUUCCAUGUCGUUCUCCCAGACAGUCGUGUGUGAUGCUACUUGGGGAAACUGAAGCACAGAGAGAUAGGAGGGGCUUAUACAAGGUCACAGGGCUAGUCAGCGACGGAGCCGCUGACUGAGUUCUUCUGACCCUCUCCUUUGGUGAACAUCUGGAGAAACAGUGCCUGGCUCGGAGACGCGAGGCUGGGGUCCCCACCUUGCUGCUGAGCCCUUGCAUAGGCUGAGAGCCCCCGGGAGCUCCAGGCUAAACUUCUCCAAAACCAAAGGUGAACUCGGUGGGCCUAAAGUUCUUGAGGGGUACUGUGGAGAUUUAUUUGCCUUUGGUUGGAGAUUUAAGCCUUCCUGUGGCUGUCAGAAACAAGGAAUUCGAGGAUGGAGAUCUUAGAGUGUCAAAUCCGACACCUUUCGCAGCCCCUGGGUCUUGACUGAAUUAUUUGUUUUCCUAGGUUUCACCGACCUUAACAGUCGAAUUCCUCUUGAGUGCUAUGCUGUCUUCAAAACAUAAGUUUAUAAGAACCAUAAGUGCUGGUAUUUAUUCACUUCCCCAUUACGAUGUAAAUCUUCUGAACUACCUUUUUUUAAAAGAAGAGGAAAAGGAAAAGGAAACACAAGCAGGAUGGCGAUGGUUACGGCUCCGUGGUCAGAGGUGCUGGUGCCACUGCUGAUAAGGGACUGUGCCCUGCCCCGGGCAGGGCCGAGGACACCGCAGACUUUCCAGCACUAGGAGAAGCCCUGGGCCUCUCCGGCCAGGCUGGCAGGUACCACGUUUGUUCAGGCUCCGGCGAGCCUUAGGCGACAGACACUUUGGAGGCAGAGUGCAAAGAAAGCCGAGGCGGUGGAUCUGGCCUGGGAUGACUGUGCAAAGCGGGCGGUCCGGCUGGCCUUCUAGGCUUGGCCAGAUGCACGGGCUCCAGGUGGGCCACGUGGUUGGGGGGCCCUGAGGCGGCGGCUGAGGGAGCAGCGUCCUCCUCUCCCUCCAGCAUCACCCAGGCUGUGAACUGAAAGCCCGGGAGAGCCCUUUUCUGGGGGAGCCUGUGGCCGACAGUGUGUGCUCCAGGCCUGGAAGGCUGGCACGAGCGCCUGUCCUGUCCCCUCAGGCUGAGCCGGGCUGCCUUCCAGGAAGCUCUGGUUUAGAAGGGGAAAGUCGUCAUUAGCAAAGCCCGGUGUCACGGGUGAUCUUACGCAUACCAACAGCCACGGGCGGCAUGGUGGGAUCACGCGUGUGAGCGUGAGACCCCUUUUGAGGGCAUAAAGGCUGGGGUGACAAACUGCUUGGCCCAUGUUCUUCAUUUUCUCUGCAUGUCCCAGGGCUGGUGACCGGGUGGCUUGGCCGUUAAUGGCCUUUGAGUCGAGGACCGAUGCCUGCAGGCCAGAAACCAUUCCUGAAAGGCUGAAUUUCCAGCCGCUGGUGGACUGGUCCUCCAGAACCACCUGAGGGCCUUCCAGGCUUGCUUUGCACUGAAGAGUCUGUGCAGAAGCCCCAGCGCUGGGCAGACGCCAGCCACACCUGCUGUGCUGGACCUUCCACGCCUGCUUCUCUGGGGAGCAUCCUUCCUCUCCCCCUUGAUGCUGGUGAGGGUGACUGGAGAUGUACCUCUGACCACCCUCCUCUCUCGGGACCACAGGAAAGCAGCGGUGACAGGGUAGGUGAGGGUAGGAUGUGCAGUGGAGGAGGGGCCUCUCCAAACCCUGACUGCGCUCUGAAGGAGGCCGCUUGAGCUGCUUCCGGUUUCCUUCCUGAUGGAGCCUGUAGGGCCCUCAGCCAUGCAGCUCUGCCUGGCAUCCUGCCAUGAUCCUGUAGUUCCUACCAGCUCUCCCAGUGAUGGCUUGCUCCCCACCACAGAGGCCCAGGCUUUAGAAAGCUGCCAAGCUUGGGCUUCACAAAAAAAGAGUUAACUGGUCCCCACCCCAAAACGCGUGGGAUCAAUUUACUCUUGGGCUCCACAGCCAUGGGUGAGGCCAGUUCCUUUUCCGCUGGCGCUCACGGCCCCUGUGGCCGGCGUCACCGUGCACUUGGCAGGGAGCUCGGGGCAGCGUUCCAGUCAGUGCCCGCCGGCUGGUGCCAAGCUGGCGCACGCUUUCCUCGCAGCGCCUGGCGCCCAGCCCCAGGAGGACGUGUCACCCCAUCCUUUUUUCUUUGAAUGGUGAAUCUGCAUAGCUACGGCCGUGGGUGGGGUGACUGAUUCAGGGAAGAUGUGGCCAGGGCUGUAGCGUGGCUGUAAAUGGCGUCUUCCCGAAAGGCUUACUGACCUUUGAAAGUGCAGAUGGCACGCCGAGGGACGUGGGGCUCUGCCGUGUAACUCCUCCACGGCGGGCGAGUCUUCCAGGCUGAGGUGCCCGCCGGGCCAGGAUCUGAGUCUGGGCUUCCUGUGGCUCGCGGUGGCCUGGAGCAACAGUCAGCCUGCCCCUGGCCCAGGAGCGAGUCCUAAGGGACCUCACUCCACUGCCUGGACGCCUUGCAGAGGCCAGUGGCUUCUCUGCUGGCCGUGGUUCCAGGCCUUUCAGAUUCCCCGGGAACACGAUGCCUAAAUCGAGUUCCCCGCAGCUAGCCAGCGGUCCCGGGUUCCCGCCCAAAGUGCCCUACGGUUGCAGCCGCUUUGUGCGUGGAAGAAGCCGAACGCAGUUUCCACUUCUCCUGCAGGGCAGCCUUUUCCCGAAGUAACUCCCUGCAAGUGGAAGGGUGCCCCUCCCGUGUCACCACCCGCGAGCUGGGCUCUUCCAAGCCCGCUGUAAGCAGCUCCGCAACUUCCGUAGGCCACAGGAUGAGCCCUCUGCUGUCUUUCCUUCCUUGAAGUCUUGAGGUCUUUAUAGAAAUCUAUCCAAAUUUCCUUUUUGCCACGUUGUUAUGACAAUGGAAAAAUGUGUUUCUUUCUUUCCAAGAUGACGAUUCCAUAUUAAGGGGGAAAGAGAAGAUGGGCUGGCUGGUUUACAAAGCAUCCCUUUUCUGGAAAAGCUGCAGUUAGAGCCUUUUUCAUUUGCAUUAGCAUCAGAAGAAAAACGUUGAGAGUUCUCAAAAUGUUCCCCUCUCGAAAUCAAAUCGCCCCAAAGUCCCCACCCCAUCCAUGACAGAAGAGACGGCCAUCAGCCUACUUAGUGUUUCGAAAUUGUUGAUAUUUCCCUCCCCAAAGGCCCUCAAAGCUCUGUAAAACUUUAGCCUUUAUGUCAGGUUAGAGAAACCAAACGACGUGACGGUUGAUGUGAUGAAAACCUCCGAGCUUAUUUUUCUCCUGCUUAUGAACGUGUAUUUAUAUUUGCCGAAUGAAAAUCAUGGUGUGUGCUUCGGUGAAUGGAAUUUCAGGCCCUCCCUGUGCACAGCCAGUGGGCGAAGGUCACCUUAAACAACUUUUUCUCCCCAGUUGUCUGUUGAUCCCCAAGCCGGUUGCUUUUUUCCAGUUGCUUCCCGGGUGUCUGUACCUAGUCUGUCUUUGUAUCAGAGAACUCUCCUGUGUUCUGCUUUAACAGCCACCGGCCGUAUGAGGAAGACCGUGUGAAGAGAACACAAGUUAAACUGGGUCUCUAUCUAUGGCCUAGGUUUUGUACAUACAGAAACUGCAUGGUAUUUAAAUUAUUGUUCGUCUCUAAUGAUGUAUGCAGUUUCUUUAAAAACAAACCAAAAAAAAAAAAGUCUUAAAAACAGAUCA